AUGCCCCCGACCUCCGCCUCCCCGGCCAAAAAACGCAUCAUCCUCGAGAAAUCCCGCACGGUGCGCCGGCGGUACCAGCGCAGCAACCAACGGUUCCAGUUCACGGCGUCGCAGAUCGCGCGCAUCGAGCGCGAGCAGGAGCGCGAGCGCCGGGCGCAGCAGCUGCGCGACCGCGACCGCAAGCGCGUCGCCAACAAGAAGAAGAAGGCCGAGAAGGCGGCGCGCGACCGCGAGGAGCGCCGGCGGCUCGGCUCCAUGGGCCUACCGGAUCCGAAUGCCCCUGUCGUGCCGUCGAGUCAGCCUUCGUUGUUGAGGUUUAUUCGGAAGCCUGCGCCGCCGAUUUUGGGUGGUGAGGGGAUGGGUGAGGAUGAAAAUGGGGGUGCGGAUGGUGAUGAUGUUGAGAGUGGUGAUGAUGAUGAUGAUGGGGAUAUUUUGGGGGAGGGUGCGGAGUUUGAGGACGUUGAUCUUGAGGGGUGGGAGUGUGGGUCUGUUACGGAUGCGGAGGAGGGUGUGGUUCAUGGUAUAUUGGGGGAGGACGAGGUGGAGGGUGGUGUGCAGGUUGAGAAGGGUGAGGAUGCUGCGCGCGCUGUUGGUGCUGCUGCGGCGGAUCACACUACCGAUACGGAUGAUGAGUUUGGCUGGGAGGAGGACCUUGCGGAGGUUGACGAGUUCUCUGAUUGCUCCAUCUUCGAUGAUGAGGACAUCAUCAAAAAGAGUGAGGCCGUGGCGGCUGAGGUGUUGGUCACGGAGGAUGUUGGAGAUACCCUGAGUGCGGGCGCCGAUGCGAUAGACACGAUUGCGCUGAAGACGAAUGCGAUAGACACCAAUGCAAUCAACGCCGAUGCGAUAAACACGAAUGCGAUAGACACUAAAAGCGCAGACGCUGUGGAAAAACCCCACGCCGAGCUUUUGACAGUGCAAGGCGCUAUACCUGCCUCGUCGGCAGGCGAUUCAUUUCAGGACGACACAGCCAUUUUGUUGGAGCAAUUGGGCCACGAGUUCGACACCGAUGAGGAGUUCGAACAGGCAUUGGUUGCAUUGGAUGCUGUGUGA
Messenger RNA from Aspergillus fijiensis CBS 313.89, 1053 nucleotides. RefSeq lists its product as uncharacterized. The transcript has a single exon. Lineage: Eukaryota; Fungi; Ascomycota; Eurotiomycetes; Eurotiales; Aspergillaceae. The coding region runs from base 1 to 1053 and encodes 350 amino acids. The record is from RefSeq and is a predicted model, not a curated record.